This is a messenger RNA of Psammomys obesus (fat sand rat), 4796 nucleotides long. It is a transcript of the gene C1qtnf12, whose product is annotated as C1q and TNF related 12. The record is from RefSeq and is a predicted model, not a curated record. The transcript has 8 exons. Gene Ontology annotation, molecular function: hormone activity. Lineage: Eukaryota; Metazoa; Chordata; Mammalia; Rodentia; Muridae. The coding region runs from base 3782 to 4720 and encodes 312 amino acids. Gene Ontology annotation, biological process: positive regulation of D-glucose import across plasma membrane; positive regulation of insulin receptor signaling pathway; negative regulation of gluconeogenesis.
CACCUCCUUUGAGUGAUAGAGAAGCAGGAUCCCUGGGUGCCUAGUGAAUUCCUUAUGUCUAGUUGGCCAGAAACCUGCAUUCCUUCUGUGUUGGUGGACAGCAGAGACCUCAAGUCCCAGUGGACUGGGUCUUUGUAUUUUGAGGCUUCUCCAAGGUCUUUUGUUUGUCUUAAGGUAGGCCUAUACCAUCCUUUCCGGGUGACCUGUGUGAGAUGGUGAUUGCUACAGAUUAUGGGAAGGGAAAUUGCCCAGAACACACAUGAGGUUUAAUCAUCUAAUCUGGCAAGUUCUCAAGUUUUUCGGUGCUUUACUCCCUUACAGCCGUCACCAUUUUAGUGUUUGCGUUUAAAGUAGCUGCAGUAGUUGUUUGGGAAAGCUGACAUCUGUAAAGCACCAGGGGGAGGCAGUGAUACCGUGUUGGCAAGAGGCUUCUAAACUAGCCUUGUUUCAGAGAGCAGUGUUAAGGCUGAAGGGCAGUGUGUGAUCAUCCUCAGUUUAGCUCUGUGAUUUACAACUAGUAUCAACCGUGUAGUCUUCUUCUGAAAAGUCUUUAAUUAUGAAUACCUUUGUUCUUAAACACCAUGCUGUCUGUGUUAAUAUCCUUCCCUGCUAGGCUGUGAGCAAGGGUCAUGCCUAGGGGAGGGUAUGCUGCCAAAAGGUGGCUUGACAACCCAUGGCUGGGCCUGUGCCACUUUGGACCUAGAGGUGUCAGCCCUUCACACUCAUGCCUUCUGGCACCAGACAUUAGUUCUUCCCUGGUCCAGGAGUGGUCUGUUGCAUUUAGGUAACUGUUUAGCCUUAGUUCCAAAUUCUUGUUUCCUGAAGUUCUCUUAAGACAGAAUGUUACCAGGUUUAGAGUGUUCUCUGUGAAAUCUCAACUCUUUCAUGCUGCCCCCUUUGGGGAGGUAGGGGGUUUCAAGACAGGCUUUCUCUGUAUAUCCCUGGCUGUCCUGGAACUCUUUGUAGACCAGGCUGUCCUCAACUCAGCCCCCUGCCUCUGCCUCCCAAGGGCCGGGAUUCAAGGUGUAUGUCACCACUUCCCACCGGAAAUCUCAACUCUUUAAGAGCUCAGAAAGAAAGAAAAUCUUACGAAGUGCUUGUUCUUAAGGUACAAGUAAAAAACCAGCCUGCUGUCUGACCACACGGUGUCGCACUUAGUUUAGCAGCUGAGAUGGCUUGCCAGGUUAGCCCCAGUACUCCUCCCCUCUUCCAGCUCCUUUGAGUGCUUAGUACCCACAGUACUUGUAUUAACCCCAAAGAAAAGGUAACUGUUUUUUGACUGGAUCAAGCAUGCUUGACUUUGUGUGUUGCCCUUCUUGGGAGAAGUCGCUGAGAGGGCAGUUGGGAUGCUAGACUGCCCUUCAUUAGAGCUUCCUUCCCAAAGCUCAUAUUCUGUUGUUUGUUCUUCAAGACAGGGUAUCUGUGUGUAGCCUUGGCUGUUCUGGAACUCGAUCUAUAGACCAGGCUGGCCUCAAACUCAGAGAUACAUCUGCCUCUUCUCUGGAAUGCUGGGAUUAAAGACACCACCACCUCCUGGCUUUUAUUGUUAUUUAAAGAAAGGAACACCUUGGAAGGAAAUUUCUCCAUCUCUGCCACUUCUUGUUCCUCUCCUGAGACAAAACAGCUCCCAGGUAGCCUUUGCCUUUGGGAUUUUUUUUUUAAAAACAGGGCCUCAUGUAGCUCAGGCUAGCCUGAACUUACUAUUUAGCUGGGGCUGGCCUUGAAUUCUCCUCUGUCUGCCUCCUAGGUGCUGGGAUUUUGGCCUUGUGAAUUUCAUUAUAGAGUAAGUGAGAGGGAGGAGUCUCCUUGCAUAGUAAGCCAGUAGGGUCCUGUGAAACUGUUUUCUCCAGGGCUUAGGGAAUGGGAGCCAGAUAGAUGUUGGACCUGAUUUUCCUGGGAGCUGCCUUGGUCAGCGUGGUCAGGGUUCUUGUGAACCAAAGUCGGAUACCUUUGAUUAUUUUUCAGGUUGUUUGUGGCAGAGAGAUGGUGAAGCUGGAAAACUGGUAACUUGAGUCUCUCCCUGUGACAGGCCAAGUCUAGCCUCCUAGCCUGCCUGCUUACGAAGUGCAAGACAGAGCUGGGAAAACCCAUUACCAGACACCUAAGAAGGUUAGACCGCCAGGAUAGAGGUAGACAGAGGAACACAUGCUGCAUCUGUGUAAAGGCGGGCUCUGGGUUGAUGCAACCCUGCGUCUUGAACUUGGGGCAUAGAGGUUGUCUUUUGACACACCAUGUAUAUAAUAUACAUAUUGUAUAUUAGUUGAGUACAGGUCGCCAUCAGGGGCCAAAUGCUGGGACAGAGUGCUCUCACCAGUAAACAAGGACAAAGACAUGAGCACUUGAGGCCUUGACAACUGUGUGAAACACUCCCAAGAGUCAGGUCUGCUGGAGAGGACAGUUUGCUUGGGUGGGAGCCAGGAACAAGAGGAAUGGGCACUUCCCUUACAUUUUCCCCCAUUCCAGCUUUGUUAGGCUUCUCUGACUGGAUGUGGCCUAAAGCUGGGAUGGCUUGCUUGGCCACCUUUCACUCUUCUGGUGUGGGAGUUGAGGGGGCUCGAUUCUAGAAUAUUCUCUUUUGUUUACCAAGGACCCAUAUCCACUGGAUCCAGUGUGUGUCGGGGAUGCAGCUCCUGAACAUUUAUAGAACAGUUGGAACCACUGGCUGGCUGUUCUUAGCCACAGCAUUUACUAGUUGGAGAUCAUCUGGCUAUUGGGAGCCCUGGCCUAGUCUCAGAAGGGCCACUACCUCAUAGUCACUGAGCCCAGGGUAUUCAUUGGCUUGGCCUCAGCUAACCAACUUGCAGCCUGAAGGUGAUUCAGGCCCUUUCUCUGGGGGAAAGGUCUUGCCACCGUAUCCCGGGUACUGGAGGGGAAAGUUAUAUUGGUCAGCAAACUCCUCCUCGCUGUGUAGCUUGGGCCUGUUGUAAACUCAUAGGAGGCAGGUCCAGGAGACUGACAGUAGAGGAGGGUAGAAUGUAGGAGUUGGCCCUGUGCCUGUUGAAGAGUAGAUAGACCGCCAGCCUCUCCAUGCUCUCCUGUUUUCAAAGAGGUUAGCUUGGCAGACUUCAUGUAAGCAGAGGAGGAUCGCUGGUGUGUGUGGGGGAAGGGGGUUCCAGCAACCAAGUGAUGAAGAUGUUCUACUUUUCCAGUGCCCUGUGUUGGGGGCUGAGGUUGGGACCUGCUUCUGGGCCGGAAUGAGGUGUGUGGGAAGGUCUGAGAGAUUUGUACACAGCUUCCUAACGUGGAAUGAAUCACUUGGGAUUCACUGCCCUGAAGGUGUAGGUAUGAAAGAUACCACAGAGAGUUGGUGUUAACAGCCUCCACCCCCUACCUCCAGCUUAACUAACAGGAAUUCUGCUGAGAAGAGACUAGGGGCUGUUGGGGCAGGGAAGAUGUCUCCCAGCUCCUCCCUACUCCUUAGAAAGCGAAAUCCAAGGUCAUAGGGGUCCCGCCCCACCCCGCCCCGCCCCGCCUUACCUUCCAGGAGAUGGAAGGGCUCCUGGUGAGUCCUCCCCUUGGAGCCUGAGAGGCCUAGGAAGGAGGGAGGGCUCAAUUAGUGGCGGGAGGAGGGGGUUGCCUGCAAGGGCACUGAGCAGGAGGGGAGGCCGGCGAAGACAGCAGCUCUUUGCUGCACUCUGGCUCGCCCUGUAGACUUGGCGCCAGCGGCGGCUGGGCUCAUCCCUGGGCCUCGCCCCCGCGCAGGGGCUCUGAAUGCCGCCGCCCCCAUGAGAACACUGGCCGGAGGUCCUGUCCCUAAGCCUCUGCUUGCGGAGACUGAGCCAUGUGGGUCUGGACCUGGGCUGCUGCAGCUCUUUUCUGGCUGCAGAUUACUGGAGUCGGGGCACGGCAGGAACACAAGAAGCCUUGGCAGCCGGCUGCGCGUGUGGAGCCCUCCAAUAUUACAACCUCCAACCACGAGGGAUUGCUGGGCUCCUUCAAGACAGCAGAGGCCUCUGGACCUGACCUCUCAGAUGCCCACAUGACAUGGCUGAACUUUGUCCGCCGGCCAGAUGAUGGGCCCUCAAGAAAACGGUGUCGUGGCCGAGACAAGAAUUCGCGAGGCCUCUCAGGUCUCCCAGGGCCCCCAGGCCCUCCUGGCCCUCCCGGCCCCCCUGGUUCCCCUGGUGUGGAAGUCACCCCAGAGGCCUUGUUGCAGGAAUUUCAGGAGAUGCUGAAAGAGGCGACAGAACUUCGAUUCUCUGGGCCACUGGACAUAUUGUCACCCCAGGAACGCAGCCAUCGGCUGGUGGUUGAGGCCUUCCACUGCCGUUUGAAAGGCCCUGUGCUAGUGGACAAGAAGACACUGGUGGAACUGAAAGGAUUCCAGGCCCCUACUACCCAGGGUGCCUUCCUGCGGGGGUCUGGCCUGAGCCUGGCCUUGGGCCGAUUCACAGCCCCAGUCUCUGCCAUCUUCCAGUUUUCUGCCAGCCUGCACGUGGGUGAGCCAGCAUACCAUAGUGAACUGCAGGGCAGAGGCCGGUUGCGUACCCGGGACACAGUCCGUGUCCUCAUCUGUAUUGAGUCCCUGUGUCAUCGCCACACGUCCCUGGAGGCUGUCUCAGGCCUGGAGAGCAACAGCAGGGUCUUCACAGUGCAGGUUCAGGGGCUGCUGCAGCUACAGUCUGGACAGUAUGUCUCCGUGUUUGUGGACAACAGUUCUGGGACAGUCCUCACCAUCCAGACCAGCUCCAGCUUCUCUGGACUGCUUUUGGGUACGUAGAGGAGCUGAAGAAAUGAUUGAGGAACCAACACCAUGCUUCUUAGAGGAGCUGGGAAGGACUGUUCUCCAGUUAAUA